Abrus precatorius (Indian licorice) is the source of this 429-nucleotide messenger RNA. RefSeq names its product ethylene-responsive transcription factor ERF096-like. The transcript has a single exon. Gene Ontology annotation, molecular function: DNA binding; DNA-binding transcription factor activity. The record is from RefSeq and is a predicted model, not a curated record. Gene Ontology annotation, biological process: regulation of DNA-templated transcription; ethylene-activated signaling pathway. Lineage: Eukaryota; Viridiplantae; Streptophyta; Magnoliopsida; Fabales; Fabaceae. The coding region runs from base 1 to 429 and encodes 142 amino acids.
AUGGAUGAAGAUGGAUCAAGGGGAAAGGACGCUGGAGAUGUCCGGUACCGAGGCGUACGCCGGCGUCCGUGGGGCAAGUUCGCGGCGGAGAUUCGAGACUCCACGAGGCAGGGGCAGAGGGUGUGGCUUGGAACUUUCAACACGGCGGAGGAAGCAGCCAGAGCCUAUGACAGAGCUGCUUACGCCAUGAGAGGUCCAUUUGCAAUCCUUAACUUUCCUAAUGAGUACCCUAUGACUGCUGGUGGUGCCAGUGCUGCCACUCAUUCCUCUGCUUCUUCUUCUUCCUCUGCCUCUACUUCAAGGCAAACCAAUGUAGAAGGCAGAGGAAGGAAUGAGCAAGGAAGACAAGUGUUUGAGUUUGAGUAUUUGGAUGACAAGUUGUUGGAGGAGCUUCUUGAUUGUGAGGACAAAAACAAAAGGGGUCCCUGA